This is a messenger RNA of Filobasidium floriforme, 252 nucleotides long. RefSeq lists its product as uncharacterized. The annotation marks the transcript as partial. Lineage: Eukaryota; Fungi; Basidiomycota; Tremellomycetes; Filobasidiales; Filobasidiaceae. The transcript has a single exon. The record is from RefSeq and is a predicted model, not a curated record.
AUGAAUGUACCCUUUAGUCCCUCCAAGCGUGGCAGAAUCAUUGGCAUGCUCGAUUGUGGCCUGAGCCAACGUGUCAUUGCCGCAAGGCUUGGUGUCAGUAAAGGGGCAAUUCAUGAUGCUAUACGGAGGCAACGGGAGCAUGGCUCCCAACAAACUCGUCCCAGAAGCGGCAGGCCUAAGGUUCUGGAUGCUAGGGACCAUAGGCGACUUGCCAGAGAGAUUAUGCUCAAUCCUGGCAAGCCUUGGGAGCAU